Erpetoichthys calabaricus (reedfish) is the source of this 4404-nucleotide messenger RNA. Its product is annotated as carbohydrate sulfotransferase 8-like. Lineage: Eukaryota; Metazoa; Chordata; Cladistia; Polypteriformes; Polypteridae. The record is from RefSeq and is a predicted model, not a curated record. Bases 439 to 1650 code for a protein of 403 amino acids. Gene Ontology annotation, biological process: carbohydrate biosynthetic process; proteoglycan biosynthetic process. The transcript has 2 exons. Gene Ontology annotation, cellular component: membrane. Gene Ontology annotation, molecular function: sulfotransferase activity.
UACAGCCCUAUUCAACUCUUUUUUGAACAUGUACCACAUGUCUCCACGGAUCUUUUACUGGGCGCCCUGAGUUAGAAGUUACAAUAACUGGCAACAUGGUCCUGAAUGAGUGAUCCCUGUUCAAGGCUGGUUUCAGCCUUGCAUACAAUACUCCCAAGGAUAAGCUCAAGAAUGUGACAACCCUCAGUGGAUGGAUUGGUACAUUUAAAUAGACUCUGGAAUUCCCCAACAAUGAAACUGAAUUAAGCAGAAUCAAACAAUAAACACAUGAUUGGAUCUGUAAGAGUGUACAAAAUGCUUUGCUUCUCCUAUGAGAAGUGCAGUGUUACAAAUGAAUGAAAUAUUGAUUUUGGAAUAUAUGUACAGUACAGAGGCAUUUGAAUAUACUGUGUUAGUAGUAAAGCAGUUUAAUUUGUUUACCUCUGUUAUGAUAAACAUAUGCUUGUAAUAAUUAUUUACAUUCAUUUUCUAGGUUCCAAGCCCAAAAUGAAAAUAAAGCACACAGCAAAAAUGGAACAAUGUACUCACCAUAAUCCACGUGUGCAGGAAGAAGGCAGCCAAAGUGUCUCAACAGCUGUUCAGGACAAGGAGAUCACUUCAAGUCUUGUAUCACCAAUGCAGCUUCCAGUUUUUGAAAACCAAAUAAGUAAAAAAAAAUCUAACUAUAAGGAGCUUCAAGGCAGCAGUCCUGACGUAAACCUAGGCAGAAUCACAAAGAGGCGCCGAAAGCUUUUACUGAAGAGUAGCCCUUUGCCUCUACCUAUUACCAACACCACAUUGGGGUUGCCUUCUGUCUUGCAAAAAAAUAAAAAUUUGAGUCGACUGUAUAAAAUACAGGAAGAAAGGAAACAACUUAUGAGAGAGGUCUGCACAAAAUACAAAAGCAGCAGCAAAAGAACCAUCACACCUUAUCAUGUCGCCCGGAUAUUUGUGGAAGAUAAACAUAAACUUUUAUAUUGUGAAGUGCCCAAGGCAGGGUGCUCAAACUGGAAGCGAGUUUUGAUGGUUCUUAAUGGACUUGCUUCAUCGACAAAGGAUAUCCAGCACAACACAGUGCAUUAUGGAAACCACCUAAAAAGGUUAGACAGUUUUGAUAGGAAGGGGAUUAGUCACAGACUCGACACAUACACAAAAGUUCUUUUUGUCAGAGAACCUUUUGAAAGGCUGGUAUCUGCUUUCCGGGACAAAUUUGAACACCCUAACAGCUAUUAUCACCCUAUUUUUGGAAAGCCAAUCAUUUCAAAAUAUCGUGCUAAUGCUUCCCGGGCAGCACUCAGGACAGGUGCGGGUGUGACCUUCAAAGAGUUCAUUCAGUAUCUCCUUGAUGUUCACAAGCCAGUGGGCAUGGACAUUCACUGGGAUCAUGUUAGCCGACUCUGUAGUCCUUGCCUUAUCAAUUAUGACUUUAUAGGCAAGUUUGAAACCAUGGAGGAGGACGCCAACUUUGUACUCCACAUGAUUGGUGCCCCAAAGAACUUGACUUUUCCUAGCUUCAAAGACAGGCACUCCAGUGAGGAGAGGACCACGAUAAAAAUUACCCAGCAAUACUUUGCACAGCUAGCACCAGUGGAAAGACAAAGUGCCUAUGAUUUCUAUUACAUGGACUACCUAAUAUUUAAUUACUCCAAGCCUUUUAAUGAUUUGUAUUAAUUUUUUUUGUAACAAAGCUGAACAUGCUGCAUUUUUUUUCUGCUGUUAACGGAAACUGAUAAAUCCAACAAAUCAGAGGUGACUUGCCUCUGCGAACUUGGCCCAAUAGAAAAGACAUGGGCAAGCUGCAUUUAGGCAGGUAUUAAUAUAAAUUAAAUCAUUCAGAUUCCUUUAAUACUGUAUGAUCUUCACUUCCACUUUAUGAUCGCAGUGUCCUGCUCCACAAUGCUGGUUUUGCUAGACAAUCACUUUCUUGUCAGUAAAAUUAAAAACAUACUAAAAAACAUAAGCAAACCAGUCAACCUCAUGAGUGCACUGGUGCCUGGAGAGAAUAAAAAAGAAAUACAUUCAGAUGAAUCAGGAGUGCCUUUCAUACCUCUGGCACCCUCUCCAAAAACAAAUCAGCUGCAAAAUGUAUAUAAAGUUAUGCAAUACUGUAUGUUUUCAAUAUGGGGUAAUUGUCAUACCCUAGAAAUAUAACCAAAAUGGCUGAUGAUCAUGGAAUGUGGAACCGAGCGUUCAUUUUUGCUUUUUGCUAGAUUUAUAAUAUUCUUUUACUGCAAUUUUUAAGGUGAUUUUAAAGUAUUGUAAAUAUAAGUUAAAAUCUUUAAAUGAAGCAAGUAGAAAAAAGUGAAACAUUCCUAAACUAUCAAAUUAUACAGUAUGUUCUAAAAUAUUCAAUCUACCAUUUUGGUGUAUGGCUAAGGUAUAAAAACGUAUAUCUUUGAUCAUCUACUUUUUAUACUCAGAUGUAAAGAAGUUAAGACUAAUUGGACAUUUAAAGUGGCAUCAAAGACUAAAACUAAGUUGUAAAAAAGGGUCAUCUUCCUGCUGUUUUUUUUUUCAAAUUUACUAAAGAAAACCCCAUACUGUAUGGUAUAAAAGCAAUCCAAGUAUUCCAUGCUGACAAUACUAAGAUAUGUUGGAUUUAAGAACCAGUAAAAAAAAUUAAAGUGAUAAGACCAGGGGACAGACCACAGGCAAUGAUAUGGAUCUCGCCCUACCUGUGUGGCCCACAGAGGCAGAUGGCUAUUACUAAGCUGUUUUAGGAUGGCAAGAUCAGAGAUAUUUUAGUUUGAUGCAUGGCACAUUGGUCCUGCACAGUAAUGAAGUGUGAAAUACAAAGUGGUGCCAUAGUGGUUGUCUGCAAAAAGAAUUAAAAGUAUUCCAGAUGAUCACUGAAUCAGCUUGUGACAUGCUGCUUUCCAAUUCAGUCCAACAGUCUGAGGCUUUGAUUCCUGCAAAAGAAAGAAAUAUGCAGUAUGUAAUUACAGCAACUAUUAUUCAAUUCGCUCAACAGAUUGUUAUCUAAAAACAGCAGUGCACUAACACACACAGUUCUGUGCAAGAGAUUCUCUAUAGUUGGCCAGAAUACUUUUAUUAUUUCUUGUGACCUCCAGUGUAGCUUUGUCAGAUAUUUGGAAUGAAAGAGAAAACUUUUGAAGGUAAGAGAAAAAAGAAAUUCACUGUAACUAAAUGUAAUCAACACCAACAAUCCAUACACAGAGGAAUCAUGUUAGCACACUGAUCAGAUUACUAGGGUUUUUCAAAUUUCUCUUUUACAAAAUGACCUGUGGUUGGAGCUGGCAUGGAAUCUAUGUAGGUUUCUUUAGUUUUUUCUGAUAUAACACCUGAUUAUGUAUAUACGAAUGUGUGGAUGGUAUUGAUUUGAGAUGGUGCUGCCCGUUAUCAACAGUAUUGGAAAUUAACAUUAGUUUUGAAGAAAGCAAUGGGUUUGUUUGUUACAUAUUUUUAAUAUAUCAUAAUGGGUGACCAGUGUAGAGGUGUUAUUCAGUAUAGUAACAAACUGCCACUUAUGAGUAUUCUUGUCCAAAGUUACAGUAUAUGUGGAUGGAGUUAAGCUGACAAUGUUUAUAUUGUGGUGAAGAUUUUAUUGUUUUUGAAAUCUGGUGUUCACAUUAAUAUUGUGUAAAAAUGGGUUUAAUCUACUAAAUACUUUUUAACAUUGUUUCUCAGAAAAUAUUUUUGAAAAACUAAUUAAAUUCAAUAAUCUGCUCUGCACUCCUUUAAACCAUAAGUCUUUUGCCUAUAUUGUAUUUGAAGGUAUAUUGUUAUUAAACAUUAGUCCAUAUAUUAGGAAAACUAAAGCAGAUGUUAUACUGUAGAAGCUUAAGAUAUUUAUAUGAACAAAUAUUAAAAACCUCCUUUACGUAAAGUCUAAAAAGGAAUUCAGGACUUUUGAUCCUUACAAGCCCACAUCCCGAUUGAAUCUGAGCAGCUUGCUUACCACCAGGCUUUCGAGAAGUACAUGCCUGACUGACAGUCUAAUCAAUACUGCAGGCAAGUUCUUUGAAGGCUUAAAAAAAAGACAGCAAAAUGUUAGACCAUGUCUCUAAAUAGAUUAACUGGUUUAGGAUAACAGGUUAACAUGGACUGGCAGCCUAAAAUACAUUUUACAUUUACUUAUUUGGCUUAUGCCUUUAUCCAAGGCAACUUACAAAUGUACCACUUCAACAAUUUAGAGCUGGUUAAUGAGAAUUAACACAAAUUUCCAUUUUAGCUUACAUAGCCAUACUACUAUAUUAGAAGUGUUAGAUCCCAUUCUAAUAGGACUAUAUUCACUCACCAUAGCUUAGAGAGGCACCUUUAUUCUUAUUUUUCUCAUUUUGACAGCCUUGCAAUGAAACUAACAUUGUGUCACAAACUGAUCAAGGCAGCUGUCACAAGGUCAAAAAGAAGGUGAACUGUGGAUUGAUGUAUUGGUGAGUGGAAUAAUGGGAUAUUGUUGUAUGA